CUCUCAUACAAAACCAAAUGGCAAUCGCCCAACCAAGUAAAUGUUUCUGGUGUGCUGUGCUGAGAAGCUUUGCAUCAUGAGUUUCCUGGUUGUUGUGCUAUUCAUGUUGGGACUUCCCUCUGUGCACCCCUGCCCUGCUAGAUGUUCAUGUAAUGCACAAGGAGCAGUUAACUGCAGAGGGGAUAUAACGGAUAUACCCAGCUCUAUGUCGAUCCAUACCUACCUGCUAAUACUGCAGGGAACAAAUGUCCAGGUCCUCAGGAAUCGAGUUCUUCAGCCUCUCACUCUUCUCCUCCGGCUGAGCAUCACUGACAGCACUCUGGACACCAUAGAGCCAGAGGUCUUUAACAUGGCUCCACAGCUUCUGUCUAUCAAGCUGUCAUCAAACCAUCUCUCCAGCUUCCCGUCAGGGGUGUUCCGGAGCUUAUCUGCGCUCGAGCAACUGCACCUGGAUGGAAAUCAGAUCACGGCAGUUCCCGCUGAACUUUUCGAGGGCCUUGGGAACCUGACUGAGCUGGACAUGAGCAAGAACAACAUCGCUGCGCUGGAGAGCAAUGCCUUCCAGAACCUCCACAAGCUGCGCUUCUUAAACCUGGGGAGGAACUCACUUGCGCAGUUGCCUCCCAACUUGUUCCAUUCCCUCCCGUACCUCCAGUAUCUAAUUCUUUACAGUAACCAGCUGAAGUCAAUUCACCCCAAUGAGUUUGAUCACCUCAACAACCUCCUGGAGCUCAAGCUCCACAGCAAUCAGAUCAGCAGCAUCCCGCCUCAGCUCCUCUGGAACAUGCCAUACCUGCAGACGCUGACUCUGUCUGGAAAUAAGCUUCAGACCCUUCCAGAAGAGAGUCUGUACCACCUCCAUCACCUGACCAAGUUAACUCUGUACAGUAACCCCCUUGAUAUCCUACCGGAACGACUAGUGGGCCACAUGCCAAAGCUUACGGAACUGUAUCUGUAUGGUACCUUACUCACCACUGUCCCAUGGAACCUGUUUGCCAACAUGACAGGGCUGUUACACCUUAAUUUCCACUUGAAUGAGAAGUUGAACUCUCUACCUGAGGACCUCUUUUGCUGCAAUCCAAAUCUGGUAAAGCUGUCUUUGAAAUCAAAUGCACUCCAGAGCUUACAUCCUCAGCAUUUCAGUCGUCUCCCCAAACUUAAAACACUUUUCCUAAAUGGCAAUAGACUUAUGUCUCUCCCUGAAGGAAUCUUUCAUAACUUGGGAGAAAUUGAGGCAAUUGCGUUACAUGAAAACCAGCUCCAGACUCUUCCUGGAGAUGUGUUUACCAUUUGGAAUUUUACUCACACACCCCAAAGCGUUACACUAGCUGACAACCCAUGGAACUGUUCAUGUAGUAUCAUGGGUUUGGCAACAUGGAUCAGAAAUAACCCAGGGACGGUGAAAGACAAAGAACAGGUAGCAUGUAUGAAACCUUUCCACCUUUACAAUGUCACUCUGAGGUCUCUGAGUUAUCUUUUAUGUCAGCCAGCUACUAAAGUCAUGACCACAGUGGUCCCACCAACCACCGAGCAAACGACAGAGACCAGCAUGACUACAACAACACCAAUCACCGAGCAAACGACAGAGACCAGCAUGACUACAACAACACCAAUCACCAAGCAAACGACAGAGACCAGCAUGACUACAACAACACCAAUCACAGAGGAAACGACAGAGACCAGCAUGACUACAACACUAACCACAGCUCCAACAAUGAUUCUUCCCAGGUUGACUUCACGACGUCCCAGGUUGACAGCUACGGCACAUACAACCCCCUCAAUUGCCCCUCUGCCUGAGACGCCAGCAACAAGCUCACCUCAUCACAACCAUGCCUCCACAGAGAAUGGAGCUCUCCCUAUAUACAAACCAAUCAACCAAAGUGUUGUGACCCACUGGGUGGUCCUUGAAAAUGGGCCAGACAUUGUCCACAACAACCGGCACAGGGGAUGGGUGUACUUGUGGACAGUCCCACCCAGCGGAGCCUACAGCGAUUUCCUGAUGACUGUCCAUGUCAUCAUGCUGGUGGUUGGCGUGGUUCUGAUUGUGGCCAGCAUGUACACCCUCUACCGACUGUAUGAGGUGAUAUGCACUCUGGCUGCAAUCCAGGGAUGCAAGAUUAUAGCCAUAGGGGGAUCAAAAAGGAGAGAGCACAUGCUCUAAUAAAGAUUUUUCAGGAUUUCAGGGCUAUUUCUUGUGUUUGCAGAUUGUGUGCUGGAUUUCCAAAGUUUGGAUAGAGGGGUUCUUACCAGUUGGUGGUGACGACCUUACAAUUCAAAUUAAUCUCUCACAUGGACUCACUAAUAGCCAAAGUUGCUUUAUACAUAAAUGUGUGCAUGGUAAAAAGGUCUGUCAAGAUAGCAUGGUGAAACAAAUACUCAUUUUGUUGUUUUGUCAAAUUUAUUCUAACAUGUUUCUUCCACAUUUAUCAUCUGUAUGUAAUUGUUUUCAGGAGAAUAUAGGCUACAUAAGCCUCUUGCUUGACAUUGAUAUUUGCAUUAUGUUGUGGGUUUAAUGCUUACUGGUUGUCCAGUGAAUCUGUCUAAAUGUUUUGGUAAGUACAGUAUAUGUCCUAGAAAAACCUUGGACAUAUCACUUGAUUGAUGUUUAUGUCUAUGUGUUUAUACUUUUUUUUAUAAUCCACUGAAAUUAUAUCAGUCACCAUUAUCCAGUAUUACUGAAAAUGUACAAAAUGCUUUACAAACUUUCCUUCUGAUUAAAAAAGGCACAUCAUUUAAAAGAUA
Alosa sapidissima (American shad) is the source of this 2742-nucleotide messenger RNA. Its product is annotated as platelet glycoprotein V. The transcript is spliced from 2 exons. The record is from RefSeq and is a predicted model, not a curated record. Bases 41 to 2161 code for a protein of 706 amino acids. NCBI's taxonomy places the organism in Eukaryota, Metazoa, Chordata, Actinopteri, Clupeiformes, Clupeidae. Gene Ontology annotation, molecular function: protein binding.